Tyto alba (common barn owl) is the source of this 2558-nucleotide messenger RNA. RefSeq names its product taxilin alpha (gene TXLNA). Bases 207 to 1856 code for a protein of 549 amino acids. The record is from RefSeq and is a predicted model, not a curated record. Gene Ontology annotation, molecular function: syntaxin binding. NCBI's taxonomy places the organism in Eukaryota, Metazoa, Chordata, Aves, Strigiformes, Tytonidae. The transcript is spliced from 11 exons.
GGGGGGGCGGGCGGGGCGCGGGGGGCACCGGCACCGGCACCUUCCUCCUCAUCCUCCUCCUCAUCCUCCUCCCUUCCCUCCGAUGUACCGGGGUGCCGCCGAGUGCUGCGCGCUGAUUGGCUGAGGAGAGAAGGGAGACCUGCGUCAGACCGCUGAAGCUGACGCCACGGGGGGUUUGUCAGGACUGAGCAGGGGGAAAGGUCACGAUGAAGAACCAAGGCGGUGAGACCAAAGCAGCCCUGCGGCCUGCUGGCUCUUCCAAAAUGAGCAGCGGUCUGGUGCUGGAGGAGGGCGACUCGCCGGAGGCCGCAGCACCCCUGGAAGCUCCUCUUGCACAGGAGGACACCAAGUCCUCCCGGCCUGCCGUGCGUGACGUCUCCGAAGAGCUAAGCAGACAGCUUGAGGACAUCUUGAACACAUACUGUGUGGAUGCCAGCCAGGAGGGUCCAGGCGAGGACGGCGGACAGAGUGAGCCCACGGAGACGGAGGAAACCGAGAAGUGUCGUAGCGAGUCCCCGAGGAACGGCGACCAGGAGACGGGGGGCCCCGAGAUGAACGGGGAGAAGGAGAGCACGAAGGGGACUGAGGAGUUUCGACCCGGCGAGGAGUGUGGGGAGCGGGAUCAGAAGAAGGCUCAGGAAAAGAAGAAAGCCAAGGGCCUAGGCAAAGAAAUCACUUUGCUGAUGCAGACGCUGAACACCCUGAGCACGCCAGAAGAGAAACUAGCAGCACUGUGCAAGAAAUACGCUGAGCUGCUGGAAGAGCACCGUAACUCCCAGAAACAGAUGAAGAUCUUGCAGAAGAAGCAGACGCAGCUGGUGCAAGAGAAGGACCACCUGCAGAGCGAGCACAGCAAGGCCAUCCUGGCCCGCAGCAAGCUGGAGAGCCUGUGCCGCGAGCUCCAGAGACACAACCGCACCCUCAAGGAGGAGGGUGUCCAGCGUGCGCGGGAGGAAGAGGAGAAGCGGAAGGAGGUGACAUCCCACUUCCAGGUGACGCUGAACGACAUCCAGCUCCAGAUGGAGCAGCACAACGAGAGGAACUCCAAGCUGCGCCAGGAGAACAUGGAGCUGGCGGAGAGGCUCAAGAAGCUCAUCGAGCAGUACGAGCUGCGGGAGGAGCACAUCGAUAAGGUGUUCAAACACAAGGACCUGCAGCAGCAGCUGGUGGACGCCAAGCUCCAGCAGGCACAGGAAAUGCUGAAGGAGGCAGAGGAGAGACAUCAGCGGGAGAAGGACUUCCUGCUGAAGGAAGCUGUGGAAUCGCAGAGGAUGUGUGAGCUGAUGAAGCAGCAGGAGACCCAUCUCAAGCAGCAGCUGGCUCUCUACACAGAGAAGUUUGAAGAAUUCCAGAACACCCUUUCCAAAAGCAGUGAAGUGUUCACGACAUUUAAACAGGAGAUGGAGAAGAUGACUAAGAAAAUCAAGAAGCUGGAGAAAGAGACCACGAUGUACCGCUCUCGCUGGGAGAGCAGCAACAAGGCUCUCUUGGAGAUGGCUGAGGAGAAAACCCUUCGGGACAAAGAGUUAGAGGGGCUUCAGGUGAAAAUCCAACGCUUGGAGAAACUGUGCCGAGCUCUGCAAACGGAGCGCAACGACCUCAAUAAGAAGGUGCAGGACCUGUGUGCCCACACGCCCCGGGCAGACACGGACCUGGCGGAGCCUUUGAAGGACCCAUCUCGGGACGGCUCCGAGGCGGCGGCGGGGGUCGCCCCAGCAGAGCAGCGCCUGGCUGAGGAUUGCCUUCACUCAGGGAAGCCGCCGCGCAGCCCGGAUCCUGCGGAGAGCCUGGGAGAACUGAGCAUAGGAGCCUUGGGGCAGAGCGGGACUGAGGAAGGCACUCGGGGCGGUGACUGAGCCCCCCCCGCGCGCGCGGGGUGAGGGAGGGUGACGCGGAUGUUUCCGUAGAGUCGAUCGGACGCCCCUCUCCUGGUCCUUGGACGGGCGCGAGAGGACGGCCCUCCUGGGGAUGUGAGAUUUCCUAGCUUAGGUUUUUGGAGGGUUUUUAAAAUUUUAUAUAUAUAUAUAUAUAUGAUAUGAUAUAUAAAAUAUGUGCAGGGCAACGUACACUUUAUAUAUGGAUAUAUAUGAAAACUAGAAUGACCCACCUCCCUGCGUGUGCGUGAAUAACUAAUAUAUGGAGCCUCCACCGAUCGUCCCUUUCACUCAGAGACCUCCCCCAGGGCCCAGCACAGCUCGGGGAAGCAGCCGUGCGGCGCCGCCUCCACCCUCAGCACCAGAAAACGGGCCGAGCCGGGGAGAACUGAAGCGAUUCUCCCUCCUCUGCCUCAGGCAGGAGGGAGCUCCCGGACUUGCUUUUGUUUUCUUGGGUGAGAGCUGAGCGAAUGAGGGUGGAAGAGGCCGUUUCCCCUCUCUGUGGGGUUUGUGUAUUGAACGGGGAGAAAAAGAAGCAGAGAAAGGGGGUGCCCGGUUCACCCAGGCCUCCCCCGGGCCCUCUGCUCUUCCCAGAACCUGCCGAUGUCUCAAUAGCCUUAUGAUUCACAGUUGCCUCUUUGCUAUACGCACAUGUGCACAAGUGUAUUAAACAGUUAAUCCAAA